Amyelois transitella is the source of this 1415-nucleotide messenger RNA. RefSeq lists its product as uncharacterized. The transcript has 10 exons. The record is from RefSeq and is a predicted model, not a curated record. Gene Ontology annotation, molecular function: phosphatase binding. NCBI's taxonomy places the organism in Eukaryota, Metazoa, Arthropoda, Insecta, Lepidoptera, Pyralidae. Bases 1 to 1380 code for a protein of 459 amino acids. Gene Ontology annotation, biological process: negative regulation of phosphatase activity.
AUGAUCAGUACCAAUGAUUUUGAUGAAGAUGAUGAUUUUGAAGGCUUGUACGAAAAUGGUCAUUGGGAAUGGAAUGAGCAGACCGAAGGACUAGAAUUCAUUCCAGAUCCAAAUUUGUUGGCCAACGACUCUUGGAUGUCACCACCGGUUGCUUCGAUAGGGGCAGCUGAUUUCAAAGAUGAUAUUGAUUUGAUAGAACAGCAACGUUUUAAGAAAAAUUUUCAAAGAAAAACUUCUGAAGAUGAUGUUGUUAAGCUUCAGGAUAUAAAGGAUAUAGUUCUGUACACUGCACCUCCAAACUUCAUUACACCUUCGGUGGUACAUUUAAUGCAUUUACCUGGAACAGAUAGGUUUCUGAGAACCUUAAUAUUGUAUCACCAGUAUUAUUUACAGAUUGCGGACGAAAUGGCUAGACGAAUGUUAGAACAAGAAACUAAAGUACGUACUCCAGAUAGCGACGAAAUCGAGAGGGUUUAUAAAGAAAAUCUAGAAGACUUGCGCUUGUUAAUUGCGAAAGAAUAUUCAACUUAUGUGACGGGCAGCGGAGAAUUCAAAAAAUUUCAUCACAUGGGCCCCUCAAAAAAGUUGUGUUCCCUGUCAAAAAAAGGAAAUAUCGUAUUUGAAACAUUAAUUCGUCUCAGUAUUCAAAUAGUGUGGCUAGCGCUCGAUCGUAAAUCCUUCAAUCAGAUAGAGCUAGAAAUGCAUCGAUUAUUUAAAACUGAAAAAUUCAAUAUGAUUGAGCAUACACUAAAAUCGAAUUACGUGGCAAAAAUGUCACCACAAGAGCGUCACAUAUUAUUUGGUGACUGUAUCCAACGUGAGUGUAUGAUGAAGACACAGUCACCUUUGAUGAACGAAAUCAGAUGUAAAAGAAUAAUUGACUGGCGGCUGUUAGGACUUGGAACUGUAAAAUAUCCUUACUUGGGUCCUCGGCUCCAAUAUUUGCAAGACGCGUUAAUAUUGCCUGAGAGUAACCUCAAGAAAAAACGUGUUAGUGUUGGUAUCCUUGGUCUUCAAAGAAGUCGCUUUGACAUCAUGCUGAGAGAGAUACCGAUGUCGUUUGGCGAGUCUAGCACGAUAAUGGGGGCACGCACAUCUUUAGCCAGAGGCCGUAGCAUGAUGGCAUCAAAAAUUUCGCGGACAUCACGGGUGUCGCAAAGUCGCAAGAGCAUCGCAUCUACAAUGUUCACACCCGAGAAAUUAAUUACUGAUGUCUCUUUCCCUUCGAGAGACGCGGAAGAUGAAUGGAUCCCUGGUGAAUUUCCACAAGUACUUCUGCCCCAGAACCACUGCGACUCGCUCCAGAGGCGGAAAUGGAUGGCACGAGCCAAUCGUUUUGCAAGAAAACGCUCCAGGAAAACACAAAGAAAGUUCAGAUGAUACAUAAAACUAUUUAGUAUUCUUAAUACACAGAA